Molecule: messenger RNA, 1119 nt
Organism: Akanthomyces muscarius
Lineage: Eukaryota; Fungi; Ascomycota; Sordariomycetes; Hypocreales; Cordycipitaceae
Exons: 2
Coding region: 1-1119 (372 amino acids)
Source: RefSeq, a predicted model, not a curated record
AUGUUUCGAAUCACACUCAACAACAUCUUGACAGCAACUAUAUUUGCACUCCUCUCCAGUCUCGUCUACAUUUACACAGCCGAACCGGCAACUUCAAUCAUCACGUCUGCAAAGCUCUCUGCAGCCAAGCGGCUCUUGACAAACCGUCACUUUUCCACCACCGCCAUUCACAACAAAAGAUCCGCCGCCAUGACCGCGACGUCUUCUGCUGUUCCCCGCACCAUCAGCAAGGCCUUUUUGGCCGUCGAGCAGUCCGAGGGCCAGGGUGCCCGCGUCCGCCGCUCCAUCGGCACGCCCGCCCUGCGCAACUUUACGCCCUUUUUGAUGCUCGAUCACUUUUCCAUCAAGCCCGGCGCUGGUUUCCCCGAUCACCCCCAUCGCGGCCAAGAGACCAUCACCUACCUCCUCGAAGGCGCUGUCGACCAUGAGGACUUUACCGGCGCGCGCGGCACCAUCAACGCCGGCGACCUGCAGUUCAUGCGCGCCGGCGAGGGCGUCGUGCACGCCGAGAUGCCGCGGCAGAACCCCGACGGCAGCGCCAACGUCGGCCUGCAGCUCUGGGUCGACCUGCCCCAGGACCUCAAGUACUCGGAGCCGCGGUACAAGGACCUCCGCGCGGCCGAGAUUCCCCACGUCGAGGCCGCCGACGGCAAGGCCACCAUCAAGGUCAUCUCCGGCCAGAGCCACGGCGUCGAGUCGGUCCAGGACGUCGCCUACACGCCCGUCUGGAUCCUCGACGUGACGCUCCGUCCGGGCGCCCAGGUCGUGCAGCCGCUUCCGCAAGGGUGGAACGCCUUUGCCUACGUCCUCGAGGGCGACGUCGUCUUUGGCAAGGACGGCGAGGGAAACCGCCUUCCCGUCGCGCAGUACCACAAUGCCGUAUUCAACAAGGAGGGCGACGCCGUCUAUGUCGAAAACGACGCGGAUGCGACCCGCGACGCCCGCCUCGUCAUCGUCGCCGGCACCCCGCUCGACCAGGAGAUUGUCCAGUACGGGCCCUUUGUCCUAAACUCCAAGGAGGAGGUCGUCCAGGCCCUCAUGGACUACCAGUCGCACUCGAAUGGAUUCGAACGCGCAGAGGGGUGGCAGUCGGAGAUUGGCAAGAGCAUGAGGCAUUGA